Molecule: messenger RNA, 3957 nt
Organism: Micromonas commoda
Lineage: Eukaryota; Viridiplantae; Chlorophyta; Mamiellophyceae; Mamiellales; Mamiellaceae
Exons: 1
Coding region: 1-3957 (1318 amino acids)
Cellular component (GO): mRNA cleavage and polyadenylation specificity factor complex
Source: RefSeq, a predicted model, not a curated record
AUGCCCGGCGCUUCACGCUCCGGCGCCGCGUCCGGCAGCGGCCAAUCGGGCGGCGAGAGCACGUGGGCCAGGGACCAGGCUGUGGAGCUGCUCAACGGCGCGAAGCUGUCCACCGAUGCGGCCGCGAAGUCCACUCACCUGAAGCAGCUCGCCGAGCUCGUGAUCCGCAAGGACCCGUCGCUGCUCGGCGAGUUCCUCGAGCCCUUGUUGGAGCUCCAGGUGGAUCCGGCGGUGGCCGUGCGCAAGACGCUGGUGAGCCUGUGCGAAGAGAUCGCGACGGGGAAUCCGCAGCACCUCGCGAGGUGCAUCGCGACGCUCCGGGCGUUGCUCAAGGAUGCCGCCCCCGCGGUGGUGAAACAGGCCGCGAAAGCCUCCGGCCCGGUGUUCCGCGAGGCGCUCAUCGAGGCGGCGACGAAGGGCGAGGGUCCCCGGGUGCCCAAGGAAGUCACCGACAUGUGGACCGCCGCUAAGGCGCUGAAGGACGACGUCCGGAGGCUGGUGCUCGCCGAUCGCGUCAACGACGGGGUGCGGAUGCAGGCUGUCAAAUUCCUCGAGCUCGCCGUCGUGCUCUUCCACGGCCGCGAGUGGGGCGCGGGGAUCGUGCGCGACGGCCACGCCACCGUCUCGCUCGACGCCCUCGCCACCGAGGCGGACGACCUCAUGGGCGUCCUGCUCGAGUGCCUCAAACCGGAGACGUGCGCCGCGCAGGCGGGGACGGUGACGCUGGUCAUGAUCGGCGCCGCCACGUCGGUGAUGGGCAAGCUGCCCAUAUACACCGAUUUCGCGCUGCCGGCGCUGCUGGAACUCGCGGCGGCGAACGUGGCGGGGGACGCGGGGGACGCCAAGAGCGCCGCCACCGCGUCCAUGGCCAAGGAGCUUCGAUCGACGCUGUUGAACGCGCUGAAAUCGAGCGGCGAGCGAAACGAAAUCGCAGAGUACAAGUCUGAGCUCGUCACCGCGCUUCAGGAGCUCGGCGCGACGGAGGAGGUGGAGACGUGGCGACGGCAGGAGGAGCGCGCGGCGCAGAAGCGCAAGGAGCGCGAGGAGCGCGCCGAGCAGGAGAGGGUCAAGCGUCAGCGCGUCGGCGCCGGCGGGACGGGACGAGGUUUCGAACUGGCGCCCGACGAGAUCGAGAUCGAGACGGCGACGCCGCCCGAUUUGAUGCGUCAGGUGCUCAGCACGAUCGGCACUCUCGCGGAGAACGACCGCGCGAUGCUCCGCGCGUUCGUCACGCAGCUCGCCCCCGACGUCCUCGCGGACGUGGUCCUGUCGCAGCUCGCGAACACCGAUUCGGUGAACAGGCGGACGAUGAUCGACGUCGAGGCGGGCGCGGGGCGGGGCGUCGAGACUUUCGUGCUCGACGCGAUGGCGGCGCACGAACGCGGCGAUCACGGCGCUACUAGGGCGCCGCGCGCGUUGACGGACAAGGAGAGGCUCAUGAUGGGCGCCGGGGACAGCGACGGCGACCUCGCGCAUCUCGUCGCGGACGACGAAGGCGACGCGGAGAUGGAGAACGCACAGCUGGCGGCGGAGGAGGCGGACCGAGGAAGGUCGGGCUCUAAGAAGGGAUCCAAGGGGAAGAAGGGAUCCAAGGCGGCGGACCUCGGCGAGACCAAGUGCGCCGCGUUGACGGCGGAGCAGGUGCGGCACCACGGCAAGGGCGCGUUGACCCGAAUCGUGCAGGCGGCGGACCCCGGCGGACCCGUCGCGAGGAUGGGCGGCUUGCGGCUGCAGAACGUCUUGCUGACCCGGCUCGCCUGCGCCGCCGUCGCCGCCGCCGCGUCCGCGGAGGGACCGGACGCGGCGGGCGCCGUGGGCGGCGCGGCGUUGCACCACGGCGGCGGCGGCGGGGCGCUCGCGGAGACGGCGUCGUCCGCGGCGCUCAUCGCGGGUGCGCAGACGCCCUCCGCGGGUAUCCUGGAGUACCUCGUCUCGGCGCUGCCCGACCGCGGCGCCGCCUUUGCCGCCACCCGGCUGUUGGGCGCGAUCUUCGUCAACCAGACCCUGGGCCUGAUGGGGACGACAUCCGACGGGGGCGAGAAGGAAGCCGAGUCGUCGUCCGCCAAGGAUAAGGCGUCCAAGACUUCUAUCCAUCGCGUGGGUCCGUACGCGAGGACGCUGAUGACCCUCGCGGUGGGACUCAUCGACUCCCAGACCCCGGCUCGCAGGGAGCACUUCACGAGGCUUUUACUCGACGCGCCCGCGAUUCCGCCCCCGGCGAUUGCGCUGCUGAGGGCGACGUGCGCGCUCCCGCCGCAGGGACCAGCGCGGAAAGAAAUCAAGCGCGAGGGAGACGACGCCAUGGACGUGGACGCUGACGUGGAUACUGACGUGGACGCGUGGGGCUUUGGCGCGUCGGCGGACGGCGAGACGUUUUCGUGGGCCGGGACGCCGCUGCCGAAAUCUCCGGAGUCGCUCUCCGUGGCGCUCGAGACGGUCCGAUGUCUCAUCGAACGCCGACCCGUGGUUCGCGCGCAGUGCCUGGAGAUCGCGCUGGAGUGCGCGGUUUCGCCGAACGAGGACGUGCGAACGCGCGCGGUUCGGUUGGUGUCGCAGAGACUCCACGGCGUCAAAACCUUGGCGACGGGCAUCGAGGCUUUCGCGCUGCAUCACCUCGACGAGGCGAGCGCCGAGGGUAAAAGAGCGCUGGAGGAGGCCACGCGACUGGCGGAGAAGGCGAGCGAAUCGCUCGCACGCGCCAAGGAGAAAAAGGUAAAGGCGGAAAAGGAACGGGCGAUCAAGGCUGCGAAGCUCAAGGCGGAAGCCGAGGGUCGCGCGUACAAGCCCGGCGACGAAGACGGACCCGCUAGCUCGUCGGUCACCGAGGAGGACGCGCGGAAGAAGGAGGAGGCGGCGGCGGCGGAGGAGGCGGCGGCGCGGGAGAGGAUGACGUCGGUGGCGGUGGGCGACGCCGUGCGCGCCACCGCGAGGCACGUCGCGCUCUUCUGCGCGCUGUGCAACCGCAACAACUCGCUCCUGCCCCGGCUGUUUGACUUUUACGCGAAAUUGCCGGAGAUUUUGCGCCCCGCCGUGGUCGAGGGCGUGGCGUUCGACUCGCUCGUCAGGCACGUGGGUCCCGCGUGCGACGCGCUGGUCGCCGCCAUCGCGCAGCCCCCGCGCGGCGCCGAGACGCUGGUGCGCAGGGCGGUGGAGGUGCUGGCGGACACGUCGGAGUAUUCCGAGGCUGAGGCGCAGGCGCUGGCGGCGGCGGCGCUGGAAGCCGGCGAGGAGGCCAAGCCCCCGCCGCCGAAGCAGGCUCCCGCCGCGCUCAUCGCGGCCGUGGAGAAGCUCGCGGCCGCGAACGGCGACGACGUCACCUACCUCGUCCCCCUGCUCGGAUCGUUCGACGCCAAACGCGUCAAGGCGCUGAUGCCGCGGCUGGUUGGCUCCGCCCCCGAGAUCUUCUCCGCCGCUUUGGACAGGCUCACCGCGUCGAUCCCGCCCAAGCCACUCACCGCGCCGGAGAUCAUCGUCGCCCUGCACGACGUGGACCCCGCGAGGGACGGCGUGCCGCUGAAACGAAUCAUCGACGCGUGCGGCGCCUGUUUCGAACGACCGGAUGUGUUUCCCGCAGAGGCGCUCGCCGCGGCGCUGCAGAAGAUGGUCGAGUUUACGCCGCUGCCGCUGCUCUUCAUGCGCACGGUGAUACAGGCGGAGACGGCGGCGCCCACGCUGCGGGAGUUCACGCUCGGGCUGUUGAGGACGCUCGCGAGGCGGCAGGUGUGGAGGAUGGAUCCGAAGAUUUGGGAGGGGUUCGCUCGAUGCGCCAAGCGAUCGGCGCCGCGGUCGUUUCCGCUGCUGUGCGAGCUGCCGCCGUCGGCGCUGGGCGAGAUGUUGGGUAAGUUUCCCGCGAUGCGGCAGCCGCUGCUGGCGUACGCGAGCGCGCCGGCGGUGCAGUCGGGGAUAUCGAGGGCGAUCAUGGCGGUUCUGCAGGAGGAUAAGCAGCAGCAGGGGUGA